CUCCCCUCUCUCUCCUACAAUUUAAAACUGAACACCGGCGGCGAGAACUGAACAGAAUCCAGGGGUCAGGGGUCCAGGGUUUGAUAACUCUAACGGGUGGGCAGGUCGGCAGGUCUGGCUCUCAGGCGUGUAGCCGCUCUGAUAAGACUACAGUCACGAUCGUUUAAAAUGAGUGGAAAAGAGGUUGACAUCGAUGGCAGUGUUCUUGAAGGGGGUGGCCAGAUCCUUAGACUGGCUGUAUCGCUGAGUGCCAUUCAACAAAUUCCUAUUCGAGUCAACAAUAUCCGUGCAGGAAGAGAUAAGCCAGGCUUACGCCCUCAGCAUUUAAAAGGAUUGGAAGUGGCAAGAGAUAUUUGUGGUGGAAAAUUAUGGGGCUGUAGUUUACAGUCAACAGAGAUCGUAUUUCAUCCUGGGCAUCUUCUUGGCGGAGAAUUUUCUGCAGAUACCCAAACUGCUGGGAGUGUUAGUUUAUUGAUUCAAGUAAUUUUGCCCUGCGCCUUGUUUUCGCCAUCACCUGUCCAGCUUAUUCUUCGAGGAGGCACUAAUGCUGAUAUGGCUCCUCAGAUAGACUACACUGUGACGGUUUUUAAAGGCGUCUUAGAAAAAUUUGGAGCCACAUUUGAUGGAAGUAUUGAUAAAAGAGGGUAUUUUCCACGUGGUGGUGGGCUGGUCAGGAUGAACAUCAACCCAGUAUCACACCUGCAACCUGUGAAUUUGGUUGAUGCAGGUCAUGUAACUCGUGUUUGGGGACGAGCAUUUGUUGCAGGGAGCUUCAACAUUCAGGAUGCCAACAAAAUGGCCCAACUUUGUCAGAAUCAGAUCCAAUCAACAUUUGAAGGAAUUCCAGUUGUAAUUAGUGGCUACAAAGAACAUCCUCAACAAGCAGUGGGGAAUGGUUCAGGAAUCAAUUUAUUUGCUGAAACAAGCACAGGAUGUAUAUAUGGUGGUUCAGCUCUCGGAAAAAGACAUCUGAACACUCAAGAAGUUUCUGCUCAAGCAGUUUCAGAUCUUCUAGGUGCUAUUAAAUGUGGUGGUUGUGUUGACAGUUACAUUCAAGAUCAAAUGAUAAUUUUAAUGGCCUUAGCUGAUGGAAUGUCAAGGAUUAAAUGUGGCCCACUUACUUUACACACCAAAACAGCAAUUUACAUUGCUGAAAAACUUUCCAAGGCACGUUUCCAUGUCGAGGAAUGCCCAGAUGGGACUAAUUUAAUUAGUUGUGAAGGAAUAGGUAUGAAAGCAGUAUCAUGUAGCCCUAUGGACUUCUGAGAGUCUUAUUCCCCUGUCUCUCUCUCACUUUUUAUUUUCCUUUUGGUGGUUUUUGAUGCUAUAUUUUUUUAAGUUCACUUUCAAGAUCUGUGAUCAUUUAAGCUAGUCCCAAUUUUAUUCAUAUGUACAUGAAUUUAUGUUAUUCAUAUGUAUGUGAGCAUGGAUGCGACUUGUGACCAAUAAACAACUACAACAAAA
This is a messenger RNA of Thrips palmi, 1464 nucleotides long. RefSeq names its product RNA 3'-terminal phosphate cyclase-like. NCBI's taxonomy places the organism in Eukaryota, Metazoa, Arthropoda, Insecta, Thysanoptera, Thripidae. The record is from RefSeq and is a predicted model, not a curated record. The coding region runs from base 169 to 1266 and encodes 365 amino acids. Gene Ontology annotation, molecular function: RNA-3'-phosphate cyclase activity. The transcript has 9 exons. Gene Ontology annotation, biological process: RNA processing. Gene Ontology annotation, cellular component: nucleus.